Molecule: messenger RNA, 1532 nt
Organism: Bombina bombina (fire-bellied toad)
Lineage: Eukaryota; Metazoa; Chordata; Amphibia; Anura; Bombinatoridae
Gene: OPN5
Product: opsin 5
Exons: 7
Coding region: 334-1356 (340 amino acids)
Biological process (GO): G protein-coupled receptor signaling pathway; visual perception
Cellular component (GO): membrane
Molecular function (GO): G protein-coupled receptor activity
Source: RefSeq, a predicted model, not a curated record
CUGUCUGGACCCCUACAGUAUAAAUACAGAGCUGCAGAUGCCAAGAGCAGGCUGUGUGCGUUACAGGAGUUUGCUGUUCUGAUGAAUAAGUAGGAACUGGAUAUUAUCUGACAGAGUUAUUGUAACUGCAAGGUCUUGAGACAACAUACUCAUUCUUAGAGGAAUUAUUUUUCUUUUUUUCUUCUCACAUUAUUAUUCAUAUUUUUUUGGAGGAAAACAACUGCCUGUUGCUGAAUAGUGAUUGUGAGUUGUGACUUAUCCGCAUAAACUAACAGGAUUACACUGAACAGUGGAUGUGGGAUAUGAAGAGAUCUCAACUAAGGCACUAAUGAAAUGGAACUGAACAACAGUUUUUUACAGAACAGACAAUAUAUUCCACAUUAUGAACGCGACAUGGAUCCUUUUGAAUCAAAACUCUCCCAGGGAGCUGACAUUGUUGCCGGGAUAUAUUUAUUAAUUAUUGGCAUUCUCUCUACUAUGGGCAACGGCUAUGUGCUUUUCACAGCAUUCACGAAAAAAAAGAAACUGCGUCCAGCUGAGAUAAUGACUGUUAAUCUAGCAACAUGCGAUCUGGGGAUUUCAGUUACAGGAAAACCCUUUACAAUAAUAUCCUUCUUUUGCCACCGCUGGGUAUUUGGAUGGAGUGGGUGCCGUUGGUAUGGAUGGACUGGAUUUUUUUUUGGCUGUGGAAGUCUCAUAACUUUGACAGUAGUCAGCUUGGACAGGUACCUGAAAAUAUGCCACAUGAGAUAUGGUAAUUGGCUGAAAAGACACCAUGCCUUCAUAAGUUUGAUAGUCAUCUGGACUUAUGCAUCAUUCUGGGCUACUUUACCAACCAUUGGUGUCGGCAACUAUGCUCCAGAACCUUUUGGAACCUCAUGCACUUUGGACUGGUGGCUUGCCCAGGCUUCACUUCGUGGGAAGGUUUUCGUACUUUGCAUGCUGGUCUUCUGUCUUCUACUUCCAACAGCAGUUAUAGUUUUUUCAUACAUGAGGAUAAUUGCCAAAGUUAAGUCUUCUGCCAAAGAAGUUGCUAAUUUUGAUUCCAGAAUUCAGAAUAACCAUACACUGGAGAUAAAACUGACUAAGGUGGCAAUGAUGAUCUGUGCAGGAUUUCUUAUUGCUUGGAUACCCUAUGCAGUUGUGUCUGUCUGGUCAGCUUUUGGGCAGCCAGAUUCUGUUCCAAUUGAAUUUUCCGUGGUUCCAACUUUACUUGCAAAAUCAGCAGCUAUGUACAAUCCAAUCAUUUAUCAAAUCAUUGGAUCCAAAUUAUCUUGCUGCAAACCUGGCAAACCAAUUCAGAAGCCAAAUUCUAGGAUCUACACAAUAAGCACAUAUAGAAAGUCAACGGACUGAUUUCCCUUUGGAAAGUCACUGAAAAGGACAAAUACAAAUUGUUAAAGAUCUUUUCGGGUUUAAAGAGUUUUGGAUAAGAAGAUAUCUGUGUAUUUUAAAUAAAUGAUUAUUUUCCUAUGGUUAUGUAUAUUAUAAAGUUUUACGAAUAAAAAAUUCUAGCAAUGGUAGAGUCAAAA